This is a messenger RNA of Empidonax traillii (willow flycatcher), 1407 nucleotides long. RefSeq names its product amphiregulin (gene AREG). The record is from RefSeq and is a predicted model, not a curated record. Lineage: Eukaryota; Metazoa; Chordata; Aves; Passeriformes; Tyrannidae. Gene Ontology annotation, biological process: positive regulation of mitotic nuclear division; positive regulation of cell population proliferation; epidermal growth factor receptor signaling pathway.
AUGGCAGGGGGUGGAAUUAGGUGGUCAUCUAGGUCUCCCCCACCCCAAACCAUUCUGGAAAUAUUUGAUACUGUAAUCCUGGGAUUCUUUGGUUCCGUGGUCCCGCCCCGCCGGCCCCGCCCCUCUGACGCCGCUCCACGUCCGCGCCCCCAGCGCCGGCCGCCCAUAAAGCGGGCAGCGGCGGCGGGCGGCUCCUCAUGGAGCGUUGCGCGCCGCUGACACCUGUAGCAAUAUUUUUCCCUUCCCUCGCCGUGUGUGUCGCCGCCCGCCACGGGACCGACAAUGCGCGCUGUGGCGCUGAUCGUGGCGCUGGCCGUGCUGGCAGCGAGCCGUCCGGCCGCCGGGUCCUCGCCUAACGCCACGGAGCCGCAGCGGCACGGGGAGCGGGAGCCCGAGAGCCGUGAGGGCGAGCCCGUGCCGGGUCCCGACUACGAGGAGGAUGAGGAGGAGUACGAGGAGGCGCAGCCUGUCCACCAGUACAUCGUGGACGAUUUGAUCCGAGUUGAACCUGUGGUUAAACCCAAGGCUACAAAGAGGGGGGGUGAGAAGAAUGCUGGCAAAUCAAGAAGGAAGAAAAACAAAGGCAAAAACAAGAAGAAAGGGACUCCCUGUGAAAUGGAAUACAAAAACUUUUGCAUCCACGGAGAAUGCAUAUACCUAGAACAUCUGCAGAUGGUGACCUGCAAGUGUCAUCAGGAUUUUUUUGGUGAGCGCUGUGGUGAACAGUUCAUGAAGACUCAAAGGAAGAAUGAUGUGGCAGACUACUCCAAGACUGUGUUGGUAGUGGUAGCUGUCUUGCUCUCAAGCAUCAGCUUCAUUACUGUACUUAUCAUUGUGAUAGUGCAGGUCAGGAAAAAGUGUCCUCAGUAUGAAGAGAAAGAAGAAAGGAAAAAACUCCGACAAGAAAAUAGAAAUGGCCAUGUUGGUGUGUAAAUGGGGAGAAAGCAGAACAAUUCUGAAGUGGCCAUUGCCAACCUGCAGGGUACCUCUGGCUACCUGACACAUCCACCUGGACACUGUGGGCUGGACCUGUUGCCACUAAGCCCUGAUUCAUCAAGGAGAUGUCAACAGGCCACUUGCUGCUGAAUCGCUUGCUGGGGAGGACAGUUACUGCUGCAUCUUGGCACGGCCACGUGGAAGGAGCUGGCACUGUGGGGGACAGGACCUGCUGUCAAGACCUGCGACAGACUACUGCAACUGAGCCUUCCCUAUCCCUGCUGGAGCUCCAGUCUCUGCUAUGGUGUGGAUGGACUUUGCUCUCUUAGCAAGUCUCCUUAGGCAGCUCUAGCUCUAAGGGAGAGAGCCUGUUGCCGCUUUCAGGAAUGGAUGGAGGGGAGAAAAUUUCCUUCUCCCAAAGUGAAAAAGGGAAGAGGUUGGGGUGGCUUCUCUCCCUAGACCUCAGUGGAU